AUGACGGGCGCCGCCUUGCCGGCUUUCCUUUCCCCCACGGCAACCGCCUCGAAUGGCCUUUCCAAAUCUAUCGCCGCCACUCUUGCAGCCCUCGCCAUCGCAACGCCCGCUUCCGCACCAUCCUCAACCCCUACCUCCCUAACUGCCCUUCCCCCCUCCCACCAUUUCACCAUCAGGAAACCUACCUCCCGCUCCCGCCUUCCCACUGCCUUUAACCUCUCACUCCCGAAGCGUUUCCGUCGUCAACAAAAAACCCCAGAGCAGCUACAAGCCGAGCGCCAUCGCCGGCGCCUGCUAAAUGAAGCUUGGGGCGUGUUACGGGAACGCUUCGUCGACGAGGGUUCUAUUAAUUGGACCCGUCUCCAGUUCCGUCUCGAGUCCCGCAAGCUCGACACAGAUCAGGACCUUCAGACAAGUCUUCAAUGGCUCUUUUCCCACGCCCACGAUCCCUUCACACGCUAUUUAUCAGCAGACCAACUGGAUUCUGUGAAGAAUGAUAUUGACGGCGAAAUGUGUGGCGUUGGCAUCGUGUUUUACGCUGAGAAUCAAGGCUGGCGAAGGACAAGGCGCGUUGUUAUUAAGAAUGUGGUGCGCAAAUCCCCCGCUGCUGACGCUGGUUUGCUGAUCGGCGAUGAGAUCACUGCCAUAGAUAUGGUUGACGUGCGUCGCAUGACGUUUGACGAGGCUACACAACGAUUGCUGGGGAAGGAAGGCAAGAAGGUGCUGAUUUCCUUUUCCAGAGACGCUCCUAAUGGGAAUGAGAAUGGUGUUGAGCUUAACGUCUUGCUCACGCGGCGUCGCUUCUCGGUCCCGACGGUGACGAGCGAGAUACUAGAGGCGCCCGGCGUCGGGGCGAUUGGGUACUUGCAGGUGCGUGAGUUUACGGCCAACACGGCGUCACAGACACGUAAAGCGGUGCGCGAAAUGACUGAGAGGCAAGCAAAGGUAUUCGUGCUGGAUAUGCGCGGAAACCCUGGUGGGCUGGUAGACAAGGCUGUGGAGGUGGCCAAGGAGUUUUUGGAUCGCGACCGGAUCGUGGUGCGGUUCGUCGGAAGGCACGGUGCAAAGACGAUGGAGCGGUCCGGGUGGCGCUUUUUCUGGCGGCGGCAUGGGCACGUGACGAAGGAACCAAUGAUCGUAAUUGUGGACUCUGAAACGGCGUCGGCGUCAGAACUGGUGGCGGCGGCGCUGCGCGAUAACUGUCGGGCGGUGGUGGUGGGGAAUUCGACGUUUGGAAAGGGAUCCGUGCAGGCAAUCGUGCAGCUGUCGGACGGGGCGGGUGCGGCAGUGACGGUGGCCAGGUAUCGCACGCCGAGGGACAAGAGUAUUGAGAUGGGGCGCGGGUUGCGACCGGACUUGGUUAAACGGAACCUGAGCGAAGAUGGUGCCGGGGUGGUGCACGAGCUGUUUGGACGGGCGGGGGCGAAAAGGAUGCGAUGGGUCGUUGGUCGGUUGGACAAGUGCGUCGCGCCAGGGUGCGUGCAGGGCAAAAAGGGGCGGAUGGGGGAUGCGAGGGCAGGCGCGAAGGCGAGAGGCGAGGGAGGGGAGGCAGGGGCAGUCUCAAAGACUGGAGGUAAGCGUUAA
Molecule: messenger RNA, 1584 nt
Organism: Chondrus crispus (carragheen)
Lineage: Eukaryota; Rhodophyta; Florideophyceae; Gigartinales; Gigartinaceae
Exons: 1
Coding region: 1-1584 (527 amino acids)
Biological process (GO): proteolysis
Molecular function (GO): serine-type peptidase activity; protein binding; endopeptidase activity
Source: RefSeq, a predicted model, not a curated record